AUGUCGCCCAGAAGCAGUUUCAAGUACGUGUACAUCCCCGCGGACGACACGUGCCCGAUGGAGGAGCUCAGCAUGGAGAUCCCCGAGGGCAGGGAGAUGGAGUGCCUGCUGGACGUGCUGAAGGACCACUUCAGGAACUCCAAGACUGUCGGAACUGCGAACGAGCAGAAAGCUAUUUUCAAGAAGCAGCUGGAGGAGCACAGCGGCAAGACGAUCGACGAUAACCUCAUGGACAUCGCGGCGAAGAUGCAGAUGGUCCAGCCUGUGGCGCUGCUUCCGGGGGGGAAGGCAACGAACUGGGAACACAUCAACUGUUACGUGGACGAUCGGGGCAUCAGCAAGGGCUUGCCUCGCAACAUCCGCGCGUGCGGCAUCGCCAACGAGUGCGGUGCGUCAUCUGACAUCGUCGGCGACGCGUUCAUCGCCCGCAUCAUCGAUGACGAGGAGAGGUUCGAGCGACACGACUUCACCCUCAGCGAGGUGUCCAGCUCCGCGCCGUGGGUGAAGCGAGCGUUUGAGCUCAACCUCGCUAAGCAUCAAAACUCGGGAGAUAUGAAGGAGCAGCUCCGGGCCAUGACCAACAUGAAUACCGCGGCGGAUGCCCUCGAUCUUCAGGACGACCUCCCGGAGCCCGGUCCUCCUCCAGGUGCCAUCGAAGAAGGCGUGACGCAUCCGUACCAGUGGACGCAGGAUGGCGAGGACCUCGUGGUGACGGUGCCAAACCUACCGGCGGAGACGGGUAAGGGGGACGUGCGCUGCGAUAUCAAGAUGAAACACCUGCACCUGGAGUGCGACAAAGCGCCGGAUGGGGAGCGGGUCAUCAUCGACGGCGCGCUAGAGCUGUGCUUCGAGGUCAUCCCGGACGAGUCCUCCUGGAGCAUCCUGGCAAACAAGGACGGGACCAAGAGGAUAGAAGUGACGAUGACCAAGGGGAAGGACAUGCGAUGGCCGUGCCUUACCAGGACGAAGAGUGCGCCGGAGACGAAGUAA
Micromonas commoda is the source of this 990-nucleotide messenger RNA. RefSeq lists its product with no specific name. The transcript has a single exon. The record is from RefSeq and is a predicted model, not a curated record. Lineage: Eukaryota; Viridiplantae; Chlorophyta; Mamiellophyceae; Mamiellales; Mamiellaceae. Bases 1 to 990 code for a protein of 329 amino acids. Gene Ontology annotation, biological process: protein folding. Gene Ontology annotation, cellular component: cytoplasm.